CGGUCAAGACUUUUUCUCCCGUCGGCGUUAAAAGGAUCGGACUACUCGAGUGAGAGAGGCGGCGGAGACGACGAGGGCGUCGGAAUAGGAUGGGGGACGAGGUGGCGGCGAGCCGUCUGUUCCGGAUCCGACGGACGGUGAUGCAGAUGCUGCGGGAUCGGGGCUACCUGGUGUUGGACUUCGAGAUCAACAUGAGCAAAGCCGAGUUCCUCCACAAGUUCGGCCCCGACUGCAUCCGCCGCGACGACCUCCUCAUCAACAAAUCCAAGAAGAACGACCCCGCCGACCAAAUUUAUGUUUUCUUUCCAAACGAUGAGAAGGUUGGUAUGAAACACAUAAAGAAAUAUGUUGAAUUGAUGAAAGCAGAAAGUGUUCCCAGAGCCAUGUUAGUUCUUCAGCUGAAUCUCACUCCAUUUGCCAAAUCGUACCUUCAAGAAAUAUCUCCGAAAUUCUUUUUGGAGGUUUUCCAGGAGGCGGAGUUGCUUGUCAAUAUAAAGGAUCAUGCUCUUGUUCCUGAACACCAGGUGCUUACUAGUCAGGAAAAGAAGACUUUAUUGGAGCGAUAUACUCUAAAGGAAACUCAGCUUCCAAGAAUUCAAAUUACGGAUCCGAUCGCAAGAUACUACGGCCUCAAACGUGGACAGGUUGUGAAGAUCAUCCGACCCAGUGAGACUGCGGGCAGAUACGUCACCUAUCGAUUCGUCGUCUAAUUUCGGCAAACAUUACAUGUUUGUUUAAAAAAAAAAAUAAAUCUUGAAGCAGCGAUUCCUGCUAUUUAACUUGUAUCUAGUAUUUCAAAGCGUAUUACAUGUCUCGAGAAGGGCACAAGCUUUCUCCACCAGCCAUAAUAAACUCCUGUUUGAUCGCUGUUUGAACGAAAGCGAAAGAAAAAUAAUACGUAUAGCUUAUAUUUAUACAUGCCAUCUUGAAAUGUAAAAGAACUGACUGGAGUAGAAUAAUGGAAGUCUUCCAUGACUCAAAGAGUCGAAUAACGAAAGUCUUCCUGUU
Molecule: messenger RNA, 1008 nt
Organism: Ananas comosus (pineapple)
Lineage: Eukaryota; Viridiplantae; Streptophyta; Magnoliopsida; Poales; Bromeliaceae
Product: DNA-directed RNA polymerases II and IV subunit 5A-like
Exons: 4
Coding region: 90-710 (206 amino acids)
Biological process (GO): DNA-templated transcription
Cellular component (GO): RNA polymerase II, core complex; RNA polymerase I complex; RNA polymerase III complex
Molecular function (GO): DNA binding; DNA-directed RNA polymerase activity
Source: RefSeq, a predicted model, not a curated record